Messenger RNA from Girardinichthys multiradiatus, 3743 nucleotides. RefSeq names its product coiled-coil domain-containing protein 158-like. The coding region runs from base 106 to 2910 and encodes 934 amino acids. The record is from RefSeq and is a predicted model, not a curated record. NCBI's taxonomy places the organism in Eukaryota, Metazoa, Chordata, Actinopteri, Cyprinodontiformes, Goodeidae. The transcript has 23 exons.
CUCUGACGCUGUUUCCAUGGAGAUUAAACCUAAAGACGACCCAUUGGCUGUUGUUUUGGGGUAAUUUUUUUUCUACUAUUAUUUUUGUAUUCAUGUAAAGAGAAAAUGUCGAAUUUAAAUCCCUCAGAGCUCCUGGAGCUACCUGUUGAUAACGAUUGUUACCCUGUAACUUAUGACGACUCUCCUGCAGGAAAUAAACAAACAGAAACGGUAACCCAACACACCUCCUUUAGGCUGAGAUUCAGCAGUCUGACUCUGGAUGAGCUCAGUGAGCAGCUUGAGAGACGAACCAAGGAAACACAAAAACUACAAGAGGAGGUUGAAAAUGCAACCAGAAAAGCUCUGAGGAGGUUUGGGUGCACUGACAGAAACAGUUCACCUGGACAAAAGUGCUCCAAAAAUGACUCAGCUGAAGAAUCCACUGGUUGUUCAGCCCACGAGCAGGCAGUGACUCAGGCUGUUGUCUGCUGUCUGGAUCCUUCAAAACUGGAUGAGGUCUGGCGAGACAGAGGCUCAUGUGAAACGCAGGCGUUGGAAAAUGGAAUAGAUAACUGUCUUGAACAGCUGUCGGGUUUACAGCUUAACAAGGCACACAGUGAUAAACAAGAGACAUUUUGUCCCCAAAGAGCCAUCAUGAACUUGCAGAUUAAACUGCACGAAGCUCGGCUGGAGAAGGACUUCCUGUCUGACCAGAGGUUGAAGGACUCAAGGAAACAUGUCGAUCAGAUGAAGAAGACGCUGCGCUUGUUGGAAGAGCUUCAGAACAUCAAAAGGUCUGCGGACGAGAAGCUCCAAGAGACAGAAAACGAGGCGUCGGCACUUCACAGGAAAGUUGAAUUGUUGGAAAAGUCUGUACAAAAAGUUUACCAGACGCUAUACGAGAAGCAGCCUGGGCACAAUUCAACUUGUAAUAAAACUGAGAAGCAUCAAGAACCACUACAGUCUGCAGCUCAUGCAUAUGAAAAUUUCAGCAAGGAUGCAGACAAGCAACACCAGAUAAUUAUUUUAUCAAAGGAACAACAAAGGAACGAAGAAUACGAAGGAUUAAAUGAACAAGGAAGGGUGGAGGACCUGAUUACAAGUCUUCACCAGGAGAUGGCGAUGUUGACUGACAAACUGAGCUCAUCAAAACACAGCAUUGUGAAUUUAUGUGCCAAGUUGGAGCUGCUAAAACAUCUGGCUGAGAGACAGACCUCGCUGUACCGCUGUCAGAUUAGUGGACUGGAGUCAACCGUCUCCAGCUAUAACCAUAAGGUUGGUUGUCUGGAGAAGGAAAUCCUCGAGAUUCAGACUCAACUAUUUACCACCCAGAAAGAGAGAGACCAGUCUCUGCAUCAGGCAAAAGAGCUGCAGUCACAGCUUCAACAACUUAAAUCUUUCUGUGAGAAGCAGCAGCUUGAACUCUGUGAAGAUACAAAGGUUCUGAGUAAACAGCUGGGCUUGGCCAGGAAGCAGCUUUGCAAAGCUGGAGAGGAGAAGUCCUACCUACAGGCGCUUUUAGAGCAAAGGUCACAGGAGCGCCAGACUCUGCAGGCUGAGCAAGAAGCUCUGAUCCUGAAGCUGGCUGACAGAGAAAAGAUCAUUGACAUUGUGAGGCUGCAGAUCGAGAGCAGCAUCCAGACGACAACGCAGCACAGCGACACAAUAACCAAGCUUCAGCAGGAGAACAGCUUCCUCAUCAACCAGCAUAAACAGGACAUUCAGCUUCUCAAAGCUGAACUAGUCCAAAAUAAGUCUGACUUGGUGUGUUUGGAGCGGGAGAGGCAGCAGCUGCAGGCCUCUCUUACCGAGCAGAACCAGCGGAUUCAGCAGGAGACUCUAGAGAAACAGCAAGUUAUCAAACAGCUGGAGCUGCAGCGAAUGCAGCUUUUCGAUCUUAUUAAGGAGCAUGAGGAGCUGCAACGGCUUCACAGCUGCAAGAACGAGGAGCACGAGGGUGUGGUGCUGAAACUUCAGAGCCAGCUAAGAAGUGCCCAUGAUGAGCUCGAUAAGAUCAGAUGUGGACUAAAGACCCUCGGAGCAGCCAAUGGACAUGGCAUCCAGGUGGCUUUGGACAUGCAGGAGGAGAUCACUGCCAGAAGAGAGGAGGUUGACUCCUUGCAAACGAGAAUCCAGCAUUUGGAGGAGAAGGUGGAGAAACUGCAACAGGAAAAGUGCCGCCAGAACCUGGAGACUCACCGUCAGCUUCAGGAACUCACCUUUGUCAGGGAGGAAAAGAGACAACUUGCCAGUGAACUGAAGGUCCUUCGCUCCAAAGACCAUCAGUUAAGGGAGCGGAUUAGUGAGCUGGAAGCGAUCCUUCACAAGAUGUGGGAAAGCUUGGCAAACUGUCAGGAUUUCCUCCAGCUGAGAGAGCAGGAGUAUUUUCGCCUGAAACUGCAACAUGCUGUGAACCUAAAGGAACUCCCGGGUCAGAAUUUGUUCGCACUUUCGACUGUAUCUCCACCUGAACUGAACUCAGGGACUCCAUCCACACAGACCGCCACACCCUCCUCCCAGUACCCCUACAACACCCAGAUCAAGGAGAAUUGUGCCUGCGAGUUCAGAUCUUUCAUCAAAAAGAUGCAAGCAGCGAUUUCAGACAAUCUCAGACCACACACCGAUAAGAGCGCCGUCAGCAGCUGCUUCCACAGGAGGAGGUCUGCUCCGGAGAGACAGUUCACAGCCACUUUCAGUGCUGAGCAGGAGGAAGGAGUAAACGCCUUCUCCAGACCGAGGAGAAAAACGUGUUGCAGCGAGCCACGUUUUCUGAUGGCAACACAGCCGAACGGGCAACCAGACAACGACAGAGACGGCCCUUUUACCUCAAGUCCAGUGAACGCAGAAAAGCUCACCACGUUCCCACAAAUGCUGUCACUGGGCCGCAGGUCACCUGUCCACACCCUGCUGACCUCUAACCCAAACAGCUAGCACAAAGACUCCUCACAUUUAUGGAGACAUUUGGGGGCUUUUUUCAAUAUACUGAACUGAGAUUCACUCUGAACUUUAAGAAGCUGCCUAAUGUCCGCCCAAAAGACAAAUAUUUAAAGCUGACCAUUAAGAGAUGAUGGGCAGAUUGGAGAAAUAAAUAAAUGAAUGCAUAAAAAUGUUUGUUAAAACAUUUUACAUUGCUGUUGAUGUUAUUUGUUUUUUACAGAAUACAAAUGUAUUUGAUCACUGAAGAUUUUGUAAACCAAAUGUUUUGUUUUUCUCAUAAAGUGUUUGAAUUUGUUAUUUACUGUCAAGCUGGAAAUGUUGAAUAAAAGAAAUAUAUACUUCAUAACUCAAACUAUUUACAACACACAUUACAUAUUACACAAAUUCUUUAGACAUCUUGUAUUCAGCGAGUCUACGGUGAACAAGAAACCUUCUGUUACAAUGUUCUCAGAGCGCUGCCAGAGUUAGAGAUGUUUGGUCGUAAGACAUAAAGACACAUUUGGUGAAAACCAAACACAGCAUAGCAGAAGAAUCUCCUCAUAUAAACUGUCAAGCACGGCGGUGGAGGGUUGAUGAUUUGGGUUUGCCUUACAGCCGGGGGAAUUAUGAUGAUCCCAAACAAAAAAACUGAUUGAAAGGGGAAAAGAACGGCCUGGUUCAAGUCUAGACCUCGGCCUGAUUAUAAUUCUGAUGAGGAACAUUUGGUAGUUUUGGAUAAACAAAUACAUGAAAGCAUCAAAUGUUUGAAAGAAAGUUUUAAAGAUAGGUGAUCUGCAAUUGAGUUUGGUUUUUUAUUAAUAAAAUAAUAAAAAUAUUUUGACAUGUUA